AUGGCAAACAUCCCCCCUCAAGAUAUCAACGAGGCCCGAGAGCUGCUUGAGGUGGCCCGAAGCUUCGGUGCAAAGCCCAGCCAAGUCCGGGCUGCACUCGCACUUGUGGUUUCUGCGCGGCGACCUAUUUCAAAAUGGGUUCAAGAGGCCAGGCCGAACUACAAACUGGUGGCACGUCUGCUGAAGAAUAAAAACCCACACAGCGCACAUGACCUGCCACGGAGGAUUGAGAAACACGCAGCCUCCAUGAGGAAGGCGAUUGAGGCAAAGGAUCCCGACACUGCCGAAAUUCUCAAGAAAGGACGCAUUAUUCUCAUUAAACGUCCCAGUCUGGGACAAGAGGAGGCGAAACAGGAGGAGAAGGCACAAGAGGAAGGACAAGAAGGACAAGAGGUGGAGGAUGAAUAUAGCUCUGAUUCUUGCUCUGAGGAUGAGAUCAAGAUGGAGGAUGAAGGACAAGAAGAGGCGGAUUCCACUGAAGAUGAAGAGUACGAAUACGAUUCUGACUCUGAGGAUGAGAUCAAGAUGGAGGAGGGGAGUCAGGAGGAGGAGGGUCAGCUCAUGGAGCUUGACGAUGAGGCUCUCCAGGCCAACCUCUCUAUUUAG
Messenger RNA from Thyridium curvatum, 606 nucleotides. RefSeq lists its product as uncharacterized. Bases 1 to 606 code for a protein of 201 amino acids. Lineage: Eukaryota; Fungi; Ascomycota; Sordariomycetes; Thyridiales; Thyridiaceae. The record is from RefSeq and is a predicted model, not a curated record. The transcript has 2 exons.